AUGAAGGUCGGAGACUCCUCCUCGUCUAACCUGGCUAUCACCAUCACCGUCGAGAAAGAUGGCUUCUAUGAAGUUAACGGUACCAGGCAGGAGCCCACUGUUUCCCUGUAUAUGACAGCCGGGGCGUCUAAGCUGCGCCGUAUGUUGAGGGAAACAGACGACUUGAUUGUCUGCCCUGGUGUGUACGAUGGUAUCUCCGCUCGGAUUGCCAUGGGGCUAGGCUUCAAGGCAAUGUAUAUGACUGGCGCUGGAACUACCGCCUCCAGGCUCGGCAUGGCUGAUCUCGGACUCGCCCAAUUGUAUGAUAUGCGGACCAAUGCCGAGAUGAUUGCCAACCUGGACCCGUUUGGACCCCCGUUGAUCGCUGACAUGGAUACUGGGUAUGGUGGUCCCUUGAUGGUAUCCAAGUCUGUUCAGCAGUACAUCCAGGCUGGCGUUGCUGGCUUCCACAUUGAAGACCAGAUCCAGAACAAACGUUGUGGCCAUCUUGCUGGCAAGAAGGUCGUCGACCUGGAAGAGUACCUCACCCGCAUCCGCGCCGCCAAGUUGACCAAGGACAGGCUGCGCUCGGAUAUCGUUCUGAUUGCCCGCACGGAUGCUUUGCAACAGCAUGGGUAUGACGAAUGUAUCCGACGUCUCAAGGCUGCCCGUGACCUUGGCGCGGAUGUUGGGUUGUUGGAAGGCUUCACCUCCAAAGAGAUGGCAAGACAGGCGGUGCAGGAUCUGGCGCCGUGGCCCUUGCUCUUGAACAUGGUAGAGAAUGGCGCUGGCCCCAUCAUCACCACGAAGGAAGCACAGGAAAUGGGAUUCCGCAUUAUGAUCUUCUCUUUCGCCUGCUUCGCACCAGCGUAUCUGGGAAUCAAGUCUGCGCUGGAAAGACUCAAGAAUGAAGGCGUUGUUGGAAUUCCCGAUGGGUUGGGGCCAAAGAAGCUAUUUGAGGUAUGUGGGCUGAUGGAUUCAAUGAAGAUUGAUACGGAGGCCGGGGGUAGCGGGUUUACCAACGGUGUUUGA
Messenger RNA from Aspergillus pseudonomiae, 1011 nucleotides. Its product is annotated as isocitrate lyase/PEP mutase family protein. Lineage: Eukaryota; Fungi; Ascomycota; Eurotiomycetes; Eurotiales; Aspergillaceae. Gene Ontology annotation, molecular function: catalytic activity. The transcript has 3 exons. The record is from RefSeq and is a predicted model, not a curated record. Bases 1 to 1011 code for a protein of 336 amino acids.